Mesorhabditis spiculigera is the source of this 1308-nucleotide messenger RNA. The record is from the annotation of a GenBank genome assembly. Lineage: Eukaryota; Metazoa; Nematoda; Chromadorea; Rhabditida; Rhabditidae.
AUGGGAGACUACGAGGACCUAACAUUUCUCUGGCUCCCACCACAUCCAACUUCCCCUCCCGACUACCCGAUACUAGAUGAAGAGCAUAAAAUCGCCUAUGGCAUCCCACAAAUUGUUGCCGCGUUUAUAGGAUUUCCAGUGAAUAUUGGGAUGCUGAUCGUCGCCCUCCGACGCACCAAAGAUCUCUGUUCUACCUUUUUCUAUUUUAUCCUGGCCCAGCUAUGCCUGCUCAAUCUCAUUCAAAUGCAAUCACAUAUGGUGGCUGCCAUCAUUACAUUAGUCGCUGAUACUGGUCCUAAAUUUUCUAUGCUAACAAUUCCGCUUGGCUACGCGGCAUGUUUUUCAUCAGAUUUAUUGAGAGGCGUCAUUUCGCUUCAUCGCAUGACCCUAAUCGCCUUUCCCCAUCGAGCCAAGGACAUACCGAAAUGGGUAUUUAUGACGAUUUUAAUCUUUGAUAUAUUUUUAUUCUUCUUUGUCGCUAUUAAAUUCUAUACCCCACAAGGUGCGGCGUACUUUUCGCCGAGGCAGCUACUAUUCCUAAAAUUCGACAAGAUUUGGAUCUUCUCCCAGAUCACAAAUCAGAUCCGAAUCUGUUGCAACUAUAUUUCAUUGGUUGCCGGAGCGUUGAGUUAUGCCGUUAUAACGCCAUUACUCCUAUUUCACAAGCGGAAGUUGAAGAAAGCCGAUUAUACCAUUACCAUCCAGCUAUUCGUCACUUUCUGCUGCUCUAUCAUCUGCUUUGUCGGCUGGGAAGUGGUGUUGCCAUGGGCUGACGACUCGACCCCUACCACCGCAGUCUUGAUUAAUUUUAUUUCACAACUUUUAUGGGUCCUCCAGUGCUCACAGGAGCCUGCUGUGCUUUUUAUUUUUAACAACGAACAUCGCUCAUUGUCAUCCUACCGUAUCACCCCACCACCCGGGUUUCCGGGUGGUGGGACUACACUGCGGCAGUCGAUCCAAAAAAAUGCCCGGGAAGAGGCGGAUACGGUGUUCAGGGAAUUCGCCAACUACAACGGCGGCCCUGGCGUUCAGCACGUCGCGCUGAAUACCGACGACCUGGUGGCAACGGUGGAGGCGUUGCGAGCACGUGGCGUUGAACUGCUCGAUGUCCCCGCCAAAUAUUACGAAUUAGUUCGGGAGAAGCUGAGCACCAGCAAUUGUCCGAUCGAAGCCGACAUCGAUCGACUCAAGAAUUGGGCAUCUUCAUCGAUUUCGACGAGAAGGGCUACAUCCUCCAAAAAUUUACUCGCCCUCUCGAUGACCGCCCGACGCUGUUCUUUGAAUUUAUUGAGCGCCACAAUUUUAAAG